CUCACCACCCAGAACCAACCAAACUCCGACCACACGGAAAACCCAACCUUUGCUUCCCCUUCCUUCCAAUCCACCAGAUCGACGAUUCGCCAUGCUCCCCCGUGCACCACUCCGGCCAUGAGCCUCGCGCUCCAUGGCGCCGCCCCGUGCUCGCGCCCUCCUCCUGCCGCUAGCGGCGGCCACCGUCCUAGUCGCCUCCACCAUCUUCCUCUUCGCCGCCGCCGGCGCCAGCCGCUGGCGCCCCGCCGACACCGGCCUCCCCGUCCCGGCCACCCCCGCCGACUUCUCGGCCGUCCCUAUCGGUGUGAGUGUAACAUCCGCCGCCAAGGGUAAAGAGCUCUCCUUUCUUGAUGAGAAUGGCCGCCCCGACGACCCCAGCUCCGGCUCGGCGGCGGCUGCUGAACCUGGGAGAUGCGACCCCCGCGACGCUGCCGUCAGGGUGUUCGUUUACGACAUGCCGCCGGAGUUCCACUUCGGGCUGCUCGGCUGGGCGCCACCUCCCGGGAACGGCGGCGGCGUCUGGCCUGACGUCAGGGGCGGCACAGUCCCGCGCUACCCCGGUGGGCUUAACCAGCAGCACAGCGUGGAGUACUGGCUCACGCUGGACCUCCUGGCAUCCUCGUCAGCAGCACCGUGCGGUCCGGCGGUGAGGGUUGCCGACUCUCGUGAUGCGGACGUGAUCUUCGUCCCCUUCUUCGCGUCCCUCAGCUACAACCGCCACUCCAAGGCCGUGCCGCCGGAGAAGGUAAGCAGAGACAUGUCCCUACAGGAGAAGCUCGUCAGGUAUCUGGUGGCGCAGCCGGAGUGGAAGAGGUCCGGCGGUGCCGACCAUGUCGUCGUUGCGCACCACCCCAACAGCUUGCUCCACGCCCGAUCGGCGCUGUUCCCAGCAGUGUUCGUGCUGUCUGACUUCGGGAGGUACCACCCCAGGGUUGCCAGCUUGGAGAAGGAUCUCAUUGCGCCAUACCGACAUAUGGCGAAGACAUUUGUGAAUGACACGGCCGGGUUUGAUGAUCGGCCAACAUUGUUAUACUUCCGGGGAGCCAUUUACAGGAAGGAGGGAGGAAACAUUCGGCAGGAACUAUAUAAUAUGCUCAAAGACGAGAAUGAUGUUUUCUUUUCCUUCGGAAGCGUCCAGGAUCAUGGUGUCAGCAAAGCCAGCCAGGGAAUGCACUCAUCAAAGUUUUGCCUAAACAUUGCCGGGGAUACCCCGUCUUCCAAUCGUCUCUUUGACGCUAUAGUAAGCCACUGUGUCCCUGUUAUCAUAAGUGACGACAUCGAGCUCCCCUACGAGGAUAUCCUAGACUAUUCAAAGUUCUCCAUCUUUGUCCGUUCCUCUGAUGCUAUUAAAAAGGGCUACUUGAUGAGGCUAAUUAAAGGCAUAAACAAGCAUCGAUGGACAAGGAUGUGGAAGAGGCUCAAAGAAGUGGAUAAACAUUUUGAGUACCAAUUCCCAUCUCAUAAGGAUGAUGCGGUUCAGAUGAUCUGGCAAGCAUUGGCCAGGAAGGUGCCGUCGAUCCGACUGAAGGCACAUAGGUUUAGAAGAUCUUCAAGAUCUGAAAGAGGAAGCAAAUAAACAGGAAGGAGGUGUAUGUAUUGAUGAUGUGCUCCAGAUGAUAGGGCAAGCAGUGGCUAGGAAAGGUGCCUUCGGUUCGGACGAAGUCACAUAUGUUUAGAGGAUUUUCAAGAUCUGAAAGAGGAACCAAAUAAACAGGAAAAAGUGUGUAUGUAUCUUGCUUCUAGGCUAAUCUAACACAGCAUUCACUGACACUGGCACAUCAGUUGCAUUUUCCCUUUGAGGAACAUUGUAAAUUAGAAGAUUCAGGUUGAAUGUUUGGUUAUACCUUGGAACAAAAACAGAUAGCUCAGACUUUUAUUGGUCCAGUUGAAUGUAUGUUAGGAAGGCAAAUGCUUAUUGUUAAUGUAACAUAUACUCCAUCCGACAGAUAGCUCAGAAUGUAUGUUUGCUCGGAGUUUAUCCCACUUCUAUAAUUUACUUCAAAAUAGUCCCCCUGUCUGGAAUUAGUUGUCACAUAAAUGGAUAACUAAAAUAUGUCUUGAUACACUCAUUUCUCCGAAAUGGCUAAAAAUGGAUGACUAAAAUACGUCUUGAUACAUUUAUUUUUCAAACAAAUAUUUGAUACAUUCAUUUCUCCGACAAAUAUUUUCAGACGGAGGGACUAUUUUGAAGUAAAUUAUAGAAGUGGGAUCCAUGCUAGCUGUUUCCGAUGAUGUUGUGACCAAAGCGAUUGAUCUCAUGUGAAUUUAUGUUGUGUAUUCAGAAAGGUCCAGCAUAAAGGCAAAUCAAAAUGUUUGGGCUCCUUCGAUUCAAAGGAUUUUCAUAGGAAUUGUUGAUGAUUAGAAUCCUUACAAAAUUUUCCUAUGUUGGUUGUUUGAUUCAUAAGAUUGAGUAGUAUAUGAACUUUUUCUAAGGAUUUUUUAUACUACUUCCCAUUGAAUUUUUAGCAUUUACUCAAAACCUUUUUGCAAAAAAUUCUUCAUUUUUCCUAUGUUGCAAUCAAACAACCCAAAAUCCUUCCUGUACGUUGCGAUGAGCGUGACAUUCGAAUCCAAUCUUAUGUUCUUCCUAUUCCGGCAUUUUUAGAAUCCUGCAAAUCAAAGAGGCCCUUAACAUUACAUGUAACCUCUGCUAUACCACUCCAAAACCGCAGGCAUAUCUUUGAAACAACAGGACACAGAUUUCAUGAUUCAGCACAUAUAACUGGAAAACGUUUACCCGUAUCAUCAAAAAACAUUCAAAUAACAUUUGAAGAGUCAACGAAAGGAUAUAUUAUCAUAUAUUUCACAGUAUUAAGCUGAGACACAAGUAUACAACGGGCUCGCAAAACAUAUUACAACGGCAUUUCUUUGAAUCUUUGUCUCAUACAAAUACAAUUCAUACUAUUACAACAGGAUCCUCCACUAACAGGCUGAAUCUGCAUGGCAGCCGUCAACCAAUCAGAGAAAGAUUACAGCGCGCAGCUCCUAAAGAAAUUAGACACCUUAUUAUAGGUAAACUAUACUAUCACAGUCUCCGGGUCAUGUAUUCGUCUCAAACAGGAAAACUGGCACCCUUCCCGCUUCGAAGAGAGGGAUCAAAGACACCUGCAGAAUAAUAAUAAUCAGAAUUCUGUGAAAUUUCAGCAAAUCAACAUCCAUAAUAGCAUAUUACUUUCUACUAUUAUGGAUGUUGAUAUAUGUAGUAUUGGACAAGAGAUUAAACACGAAUCCGCAAAAAAAAAAAACCCAUACUACUUGAUAUGCACUUCCGCAUGAAAAA
Messenger RNA from Aegilops tauschii subsp. strangulata, 3280 nucleotides. RefSeq names its product probable arabinosyltransferase ARAD1. Gene Ontology annotation, molecular function: glycosyltransferase activity. Lineage: Eukaryota; Viridiplantae; Streptophyta; Magnoliopsida; Poales; Poaceae. The record is from RefSeq and is a predicted model, not a curated record.